CGAGAGAGAGAAGAGACCCGGGGGGGGGGGGGGCUGAAAUCAAAAUUCAAACCUCCAACCCUCCCAACCCUUCACUUCUCUGCAUUUCCCACUCCAGAGUCCAGACCACUCCUUUUCCUUCCAUCUGACCACCUCUCCUCUCUCUCCCCUGCCGCGCAACACUGCCCUUCCUUCCCAAUAUUCCUUUCAAAAGCCACGCACCAUCCCGCCUCACUCUCGUCGUUCUCGUAUCCUACUUCCCUAACGCAUGAACCCGGAUUCGUUGACGCUUCCCACGUGAAUCGACCGCACGCUGCGGAGGUUCUGCUCCGUUUUGGCUGCCAAACAUGGCGGAGAUAUGCUGCGGAGUGGUGAGCGAGCGCAAGACCUCGGUCUCCUGUCGGCCGAGCCCGCGUCAGGGCAGAAGGAGGAGAGUGGAGAUCAGGCGAUUCAAGGUGGGUGCAGGCGAGGAGAAGCGCCCCAAACUCCGCCUUGCUCCUCGAGACUGUGAGGAUGCCGCGUACAACUGUGCCGUUGAUAUCCAGAAAGCCCUCGUGUUUCUAUCCCCCCACCGACAAACUUCGAGAGACUCCUUCAACCCGACGCAUUCUUCAGUUGUGGUUAGUCGCUGCCCGAAAUUUGGGGUUGCGUCGGUGUGUGGAAGGCGAAGAGACAUGGAGGAUGCCGUGGCUGUCCGUCCCUGGUUUUCCGGGGACCAUCAAUCCUCUGGUGAAUUUCAUUACUUUGCAGUUUACGAUGGCCACGGUUGCUCUCAUGUAGCGGCCAAGUGUAAGGACCGAUUACAUGAGUUAGUGAAAGAAGAGCUGGAGAAACAGGAUUGGCCCACGGCCAUGGAGCAAAGCUUGUCGCGAAUGGACCAGGAGGUCAUUGCUUGGAAUGCUAACGUCUUAGAAGCUGAUUGUAGGUGUGAGCUUCAGUCGCCCGAGUGCGACGCUGUUGGAUCUACGGCUGUCAUUGCUGUUUUGACCGCCGACAAGGUAAUCGUCGCCAACUGCGGCGAUUCGAGGGCCGUGCUCUGCCGUGGCGGCAAACCAAUCCCUCUCUCCUCCGAUCACAAGCCGGAUCGUCCGGACGAGCUGAACCGGAUCCAUGAAGCCGGAGGACGGGUUAUAUACUGGGAUGGACCACGCGUUCAGGGAAUGCUCGCUAUGUCAAGAGCCAUAGGUGACAAUUACUUGAAGCCUUACGUGAGCUGCGUGCCGGAGGUGACGAUAACAGAUCGGACGGCGGAGGAUGACUGUUUGAUACUGGCCACUGAUGGGUUAUGGGACGUGGUGUCGAAUGAGACAGCAUGCGGGGUGGCACGCACGUGCUUGCGCGGAAGCAACCACUCGCCACCGAACCCGGGGGCGGCGUUGGAGGGCGAAAUAGAAGGGGCUGCAACGGAGAUGUCUGACAAAGCGUGCUCUGACGCGUCAAUGUUGCUGACGAAGCUUGCUUUGGCCAGGCACUCCACUGACAACGUCAGCGUAGUGGUGGUGGAUCUAAGGAGGGGGGCCUGAAAUUAAUUAUUAAUUGAAGGACCAGAAAAAAAAAAAAAAAAUAGGACGGGGUUUGAUGUUGGGCAAAAGCCCGCGAAUUUGCAUCCUUUCGGCCCGCAACAUUAUUCUGUUCCCAGUGGCGCGUUGUUCUUUGAAUGAUGCAACUGCAAUGGAUUGAUCCGGUUCUCACUUCUCAGCGUCAAAUGCAGUAGCUCCCAAGUCCUAAUUUCAUUUCAAUUUAUGAGUUUUCUAUCGUCAUUGGAUGAUCCUCUUAGAGAACCAAAUCCCGAGCGCACAAGUCAAAGUGUUGAUGCAAUUGCGUAAUAGUUUGCUGAAAUUCUUGUUGAACCAGAGGCCAACCGUUUACAUCCAUGUUUACAUUUGUGUGUAUAAAAUGUAUAUAUAACAAGUAGAUGGAGCAUGACCUCUCUGUUAUGCGCAAGCCCAAUAUUUAAUUUUGUAUGAUAAAAUAUUUUGCUGGCCCAA
This is a messenger RNA of Prosopis cineraria, 1967 nucleotides long. RefSeq names its product probable protein phosphatase 2C 24. Gene Ontology annotation, cellular component: cytosol; nucleus. The record is from RefSeq and is a predicted model, not a curated record. NCBI's taxonomy places the organism in Eukaryota, Viridiplantae, Streptophyta, Magnoliopsida, Fabales, Fabaceae. The transcript is spliced from 4 exons. Gene Ontology annotation, biological process: protein dephosphorylation. Gene Ontology annotation, molecular function: cation binding; protein serine/threonine phosphatase activity. Bases 327 to 1502 code for a protein of 391 amino acids.